GGCAGCAGCAGCGCACUUGUCCUGCCAGCAGACAAUGCUUCUAGCAACGUUCAAGCUGUGCGCUGGGAGCUCCUACAGACAUAUGCGCAACAUGAAGGGUCUUAGGCAUCAAGCAGUGCUGGCCAUUGGUCAGGAGCUAAACCGGAGGGCAAUGGGGGGUCCGGCCCCUAGUGCAUGGAUUAACCAGGUCCGGCGUCGGAGCUCUCUACUUGGCUCUCGGCUAGAAGAAACCCUCUACAGUGAACAGGAGAUGGCCUAUGUUCGGCAGGGUGAGGAGGCCAUGCAGAAGGCCUUGGGCAUUCUCAGCAACCAGGAAGGCUGGAAGGAGGAGAACCAGCAGGCAAAUGGGGACAAGGUGCUAAGUAAAGUGGUCCCAGAAGUAGGCAAGGUGUUCCGGCUGGAGGUGGUGGUAGACCAGCCCAUGGAGCGGCUCUAUGCAGAGCUCGUAGACCGCAUGGAGGCAAUGGGAGAAUGGAACCCCAAUGUCAAAGAGAUCAAGGUUCUUCAGAAGAUUGGAAAAGACACAGUCAUCACUCAUGAACUGGCUGCGGAAUCUGCAGGAAACCUCGUGGGGCCCCGCGACUUUGUGAGUGUGCGCUGUGCCAAGCGCCGAGGCUCCAACUGUGUGUUGGCUGGCAUGGCCACACACUUUGGGGAGAUGCCUGAGCAGAAAGGAGUCAUUAGAGCUGAACAUGGUCCCACUUGCAUGGUGCUUCAUCCACUGGCUGGAAGUCCUUCAAAGACCAAGCUCACAUGGCUACUCAGCAUUGACCUCAAGGGAUGGCUGCCGAAAGCUAUCAUCAACCAGGUCUUAUCACAGACCCAGCUGGAUUUCGCCAAUCACCUGCGCCAUCGUCUGGACUCCAGUGUGGCUUCUGAAGUCCGGUGUUAA
This is a messenger RNA of Elephantulus edwardii (Cape elephant shrew), 892 nucleotides long. RefSeq names its product steroidogenic acute regulatory protein (gene STAR). Gene Ontology annotation, biological process: intracellular cholesterol transport; regulation of steroid biosynthetic process; steroid biosynthetic process. The transcript has 7 exons. Gene Ontology annotation, molecular function: cholesterol binding; cholesterol transfer activity. The record is from RefSeq and is a predicted model, not a curated record. Bases 35 to 892 code for a protein of 285 amino acids. Gene Ontology annotation, cellular component: mitochondrion; mitochondrial intermembrane space. NCBI's taxonomy places the organism in Eukaryota, Metazoa, Chordata, Mammalia, Macroscelidea, Macroscelididae.